Punica granatum (pomegranate) is the source of this 1865-nucleotide messenger RNA. Lineage: Eukaryota; Viridiplantae; Streptophyta; Magnoliopsida; Myrtales; Lythraceae. The record is from RefSeq and is a predicted model, not a curated record.
UCCCUCUUUAGUCAAUGACUGAUCAGACACAUACACAACCUUAAAACACAAUCCCUCUUUCCCUCUUUUAUCAGCUCAUAUCUUCUCAUUGCAAAAUGACGCUUGGAGAAGCCGAGCCGAACCCAAUGACGGAUCACAUCCUCGACUGGCUUGAAGGAUCGGUCUCGUUCUUCCCAACCUUCCUGGACGAUCCUUACAACUCCGACGAUUAUCAAUGGUGGGAACCGAAUCAAGAGAUCAACCAGGAUGUGCUCUAUACUUGCUCUAAUAACACCGCUUCCAACACUAUCCCCACUGCCACGGCCUCGACGACGACUACCGCUAGUACCGUGUGCUUAAAUCCCACGAGCCCUGGUCAGAGGCUCAAGAGGAAAUCACCGGAAGAACCGAUGCCAAGGCCAUCUCUGGGUCAGAAUCUGUCUAAAAGCCAGAGCCAGCAGAUCAACGAGGCGGAUGCUGCAGGACAGGGAAAGGCCAUGCCUGCUAAGAAAUUAUCAACCGGUAAAAAGGGUUCCGGGAAACCUGCUGGACGUGACUGCAAUAAUGCUAAUGGUAAAGAUGGGAGGUGGGCGGAGCAGUUGCUUAACCCCUGCGCCUCCGCCAUAACAGCCGGGAAUGGGUCAAGGAUCCAACACCUUCUGUAUGUCCUCCACGAGCUCGCCUCCCCGUCUGGUGAUCCUAACCAUCGACUCGCCUCUCAUGGCCUUCGGGCUCUGACCUAUCAUCUCUCCUCCUCCAUGUCCAUCACGUCCACCUCGGUGUCUCCAGUCACGUUUGCAUCCUCUGAACCCCGCUUCUUCCGGAAAUCUCUCCUCAAUUUCAAUGAUCACAGCCCAUGGUUUGCAUUACCGAGCAACAUAGCCAACUCUUCUAUUCUCCAGGUGCUAGGUGAAGUACCUGACAAGUCGAGCAAUCUUCACAUUGUCGACCUUGGAGUUUCUCAUGGGGCACAGUGGCCGACUCUGCUCGAUGGUUUAAGCCGGAGUCCAGGAGGGCCUCCACCGCUAGUUCGUCUGACAAUCAUCUCUGCGAGCACAGAAAGUGAUACUGGAACGCCCUUCUCCCUUGGCCCACCUGGGUAUGACUAUUCCUUGCUCCUACUAGAUUUCGCCAAGAAAAUUAACAUCAACCUACAGAUAAACCGGCUCGACAAUCAUCCAAUCCAGAAGUUGGACUCUAAUGCCAUCAGCACGAUUCCAGGAGAAACACUAAUCGUCUGCGCCCAGUUCAGGCUCCAUCACCUCGACCACAACAUACCCGACGAGAGAUCCAGCUUCCUAAAGGCCAUCAGGAAUCUAGAGCCGAAGGGAGUGAUCCUGAGCGAGAACAAUGCAGAGUGCAGCUGUGCCAACUGUGCGGACUUUGCAACCAGUUUCUCCAGGAAGGUCGAGUACCUUUGGCGGUUCCUGGACUCGGCAAGUGCCACCUACAAGAGCCGAGAGAGCAACGAGAGGAGGAUGAUGGAAGGCGAAGCUGCGAAGGCUCUGUUCAGUAAGGCCGAGAUGAAUGAGGGGAAGGACAAGUGGUGCGAGAGGAUGCGAGAGGCCGGGUUCUCAGAAGAGGCUUUCAGGGAUGACGUGAUCGAUGGGGCCCGUGCCCUGCUGAGGAAGCACGACAGCAACUGGGAGAUGAGAGUGGAGGAGAAAGAUGGCUAUGUGAGCCUGUGGUGGAAGGGGCAGCCUGUCUCCUUCUGUUCACUGUGGAAGUUAGGGGCCAAAGUUUGAUUUGAUCAAUCUGUUUGUUUCAGUUGAAUUGCAAAAUUUUUCUCCUGUUGUGUAAAUUCCAGGAGAAGAGUAGUGGAUUGCACUAAUGGCUAUUUUAGUUUGUUUUUUCUUCAAUGUAUAAUAAGGUUACAUAUCUAGAAA